Messenger RNA from Gracilinanus agilis (Agile Gracile Mouse Opossum), 1436 nucleotides. RefSeq names its product ornithine decarboxylase-like. The record is from RefSeq and is a predicted model, not a curated record. The transcript has a single exon. Gene Ontology annotation, cellular component: cytoplasm. NCBI's taxonomy places the organism in Eukaryota, Metazoa, Chordata, Mammalia, Didelphimorphia, Didelphidae. Bases 1 to 1383 code for a protein of 460 amino acids. Gene Ontology annotation, molecular function: ornithine decarboxylase activity.
AUGAACAGCUUUAGCAAUGAUGAGUUUGACUUCAAUUUCCUUGAAGGCUUUACUGCUAAGGAUAUUUUGGACCAGAAAAUUAAUGAAGUUUCUUCUUCUGAUGAUAAAGAUGCCUUCUAUGUUGCUGACCUCAGUGACAUCCUAAAGAAACAUCUGAGAUGGUACAAAGCUCUUCCUCGAGUAACUCCUUUUUAUGCUAUUAAAUGUAAUGACAGCAGAGCUAUAUUAAAGACACUUGCUGCAGUAGGAGCAGGAUUUGAUUGUGCUAGCAAGACUGAAAUACAGUUAGUACAGAGUCUUGGGGUGCCACCAGAGAGGAAAAUAUAUGCAAAUCCAUGCAAACAAGUGUCACAAAUUAAGUAUGCUGCCAACAAUGGAGUACAAAUGAUGACUUUUGAUAGUGAAGUAGAGUUAAUGAAAGUUGCCAGAGCUCAUCCAAAGGCAAAGCUUGUUUUGAGGAUUGCCACUGAUGACUCCAAAGCUGUCUGUCGUCUAAGUGUUAAAUUUGGUGCCACUCUUAAAACUAGUAGGCUACUCCUUGAGCGGGCAAAGGAACUGAAUAUUGAUGUUAUUGGAGUCAGUUUCCAUGUGGGAAGUGGUUGUACUGAUCCAGAAACAUUUGUCCAAGCAGUCUCUGAUGCCCGAUGUGUCUUUGACAUGGGGGCAGAGUUUGGUUCCAACAUGUAUCUUCUCGAUAUUGGUGGUGGCUUUCCUGGUUCCGAAGAUGUAAAGCUUAAAUUUGAAGAGAUCUCAAGUGUAAUCAAUCCAGCAUUGGACAAGUAUUUUCCUCCUGACUCUGGAGUGCGAAUCAUAGCUGAACCUGGCAGAUACUAUGUUGUGUCAGCUUUCACGCUUGCAGUUAACAUCAUUGCCAAAAAACUUGUAUUAAAGGAACAGACCGGCUCUGAUGAUGAAGAUGAGGCAAAUGACCAGACCUUUAUGUACUAUGUAAAUGAUGGAGUAUAUGGAUCAUUUAAUUGUAUCCUAUUUGAUCAUGCACAUGUUAAACCUCUUCUACAAAAGCGGCCCAAACCAGAUGAGAAGUAUUACUCUUCUAGCAUAUGGGGACCAACAUGUGAUGGCCUUGAUCAAAUUGUCGAACGUUGUGAUUUACCAGAAAUGCAUGUUGGAGAUUGGAUGCUCUUUGAAAACAUGGGUGCUUAUACUGUUGCUGCUGCUUCUACUUUCAAUGGAUUCCAGAGACCCACUAUCUAUUAUGUGAUGUCUGGGCCAGCAUGGCAAUGCGUGCAACAAAUCAAGAACCAAGGCUUUCCAGCAGAAGUAGAGGAUCAGGAUAUCAACACUUUGCCAUUGUCUUGUGCUUGGGAAAGUGGAAUGGAACAUCACUCAACAACUUGUACUUCAGCUAGUGUUAAUGUAUAGAUUCUGUUUGUAGCCAUUCAUUGCAAGUUUAGCUUGAAUUAGAGCAUUUUGGG